CAAUCCAAUUUUUUCCAUCUUUUACUUGUUCUACCUAGCUGUAUUGAAGGUGUUUUCUCUCAUUAUCUUUCUUAUUUACUGGUUGAGCUGUCUCACCUUGCCAUGGGUUGCUAGUACACUGUCUGUGAUUGGUCAGCUCUGUAUGACAAUGAAUCCAGUGAAUGGGCAGUGUUUGUUUGAGAGCAUUGAAGCUUGUUAGACCUCACUUGUCUAUCCGGUAACUGGCACCAUUCAUAAUACAUUAUAUAGUGAUUUAAGCUUGGAAACAUUUGAAGUUUCCCCGUUCUGUGAAUUCAAACAGCUCUGAUGAACCAACUGAUCAAGUGUGAGGAAAUACAUUAAUAACAUUAAUGUUACAAUCAGUAUUUGGAUAUAUAUUAGCAAUGUACGAUAUAGUAAUAUGCCUAUGGGUGUAGACUAGUGCCUUCAGAACUUCCAAAUAAUGAUCGAUCCACAGAACUAUAUAAACGAGUGAAAGAGAUACAUGAGAAGGAGAGUGUCAUGUUUAUGCAGCAACAGCCACAAAGCGAGUCACCAGUAAGAAGUCAAUUGUUUGGUGUCAAACGAAUUAAAAAGAAAGAAGGUAACCCAGCUCCAGCACCAAGGCCCAAGUCAUGGCACAAUCCUGGAGGAGUGAACUCUUUUAAUCUUCAUAUCACAGACACUCAUAAACAUCAGGAUUCCAUUGUACCUCAGCACAAACCUGAAUCCAGAUCAGUCAUUAGUGUAGAUGAGGACAAGAGUACCAUGUAUCAUAGGAGAGUAAGUGACUCCUUCACCCAGAACCAGGAGAAAAACCUGUCACUAAAAAAAAAUGCCAAAUCUUUAAGCAGUUUGAAUUCAAAUAUCUUUGAUUCGGAACACAGACAUUCAAAGCCUCACUACGGAAUGGUAAAGAGGGUUGCAUCACAAAUUGAUAGUAUGAAUCUAACUGGGAGGCCUGAUUAUUCAGGCAGUGGUCAGGAUUAUGUACAAAUGGACAACUUCACCACCGGACCUAUUAAACCAUCAACUGCUUAUAAUCCUAAAUUUCGUUCAGCGAGUCUUGAAAUUGAACCGGCCGAUGUGUACCCUAAAAAAGUUGUAUCAAAACAGAUUAACCGAGAUAAAGCAAUAGCAUUCAUGGGAACCAUUCCAAAUAAAAGUGACAUACAGAAUGGAUCUUCCCACCAACUACAUGGACAGGAGUACUAUAUACAAAAAAGUCAGGUAUAUGGAACAUCUCAUUCACAGAAUAAUAACUGGAGUUCUGGAAAAGUUCAAAUGCCUGUUAGGCAAUUUGCUAUUGAGGUUGAUCCAAUUGACUUUCAAAAGCAGAAACUUCCCAGAGACAGUGAUAUGACAUAUAAACGAGAAAGUAAUCAAGAUCCUGUGUACAUUCCACAUAAUGUAGUGGAACAUGUGAAGAUGAAUCCACCUCCGCCACCUAUUCGAGAUGUAUCUAGCCUUGCUAAGCCUAGUCUCAUCAGUGACCAUGCAAAAUCUUCCUCGUGGCCAGUUCAUAGUGGUCCGAAUACACAAGCGGACAACAAUGCAACAACAAGAAACAACACCAUCACAAGUGAUUCAUUACCACCUGUUAAACUUACCCGUGAACAAGAGAUGAUUACACCUAGACAGAAUACUUUUUCAAAUGAAAAGCAAAGAAAUGAACAGUAUAAUGCAAGACCAGUUAUUGUUUCACCAAAGACUAAAACAACAAUAAAGAAAAAAGAAACCUAUUCAUCAAACUCGGGUCUUUUCACAGCAACUCUUUACCAGGUCCAGACUGAUGAGCCUGGAAAUUCUGAUGACUUCUAUGCAUAUGAAAAAAGUGAGCAAAAUGAAUAUAGCAAGCCUUAUGACUAUAACGCUUACAAUGUACCCUCUCCUCCAACUAGAGACAUUGAUGUAGAAUCUGUAUCGCCUCAACCAAAUACCUUAUCAAGCACCUUGAGCUCAGAAAACCUUGUUGAUCAUUAUCGAAAUCAUCUUGAACAAGCUCUUCAAAGAGAAGAUAACUCCCCAGACAGAUCCUAUUCUCAAGAAGAGCCAAAGUUGUUUUUAAGUAACAAAAUGGAGGAGAACACAUAUCCAAUUAUGAAAAGAAAUUCACUUCAACAUUCCAGACAAUCCUUUGAUAACUGCAGACCAGAACAGAUCAGUUUACAUAAAUACUCAACGGAAAUAAGUGCAAACGAACCAGAGAGAAACAAACGAUGUAGUGGAUCCCUUGACGAAGCAGUAGCUGGAAGGACCUGGAAGAGUCCAGAUGAUCACAAAAAAGAAGAAGAAUGGAAACACCUUGUAGAAACUGCUGAUGCUCAGUAUCAAAAAACAAAUGUGAAUUCCAAAACAAUAAAAGAAGUUUCAAAUCCACCUGUACCAGAGGUAUCUCGGGUGCGUUCUCCUAUUAGUUCGCCAAUUUUUGAAAACAAUUUAGUUGAGCAGCCAUCACGGGGACGAAGUAACUCGGAUGUGUUUUUAGAUGAUCAUCCAAACACUAACUUUGGUAAUGUAACAGAAGAUUUCACAAAAAGAUUUGCAUAUAGACAACAACAUGAGACCAGUAACCUUAAUGCUACUGCUCCAGCUGGUGAAUCUAACUUCUCAUCUAGUGACUUAAGGAAGAUGUCAUAUUCAUCCUCUAGUUCUAUUCUGUCCCAGCUCCAAAGAGAUCAGAUGGUAGCUCCUUCCACUGAUAAACAAGCAGACUAUUAUUCAUCUACCAAAGAUUACCAUCGAGAAGAUACUUCACAAUAUGAUCACUCCAGACAAAUUCCCUUAAAUUCUUCUAAAAGCAAAUCAUCAAGGCAAGAAAGACAUCACCAUGACAAGUUUCAUGAUCAAACAAAUGAGGAUUAUAGCCAGCAGUUGAAAGCAAUGCAACAGAAGGUGUUGCAAAAAACAUCAUAUCCACAAUAUCCUAUGCAACCACCAUCUCCAAGACAUUCCGACUCCUCUAGUAGUAGUAACUGCAGCAGUAGGCGGAGUUCUCAUUCCCAGCAAUUUAGUGGGGAUUCAGAUGGUGGCCAGAACAAGUUCAGAGCAUCAGAGGCAAAUCUCUACAAACGUAAUCCAACAGAUGAAAAGGGGGACAGAACUCAUAGAUUUUCUGACCCAAGGAAGUAUCGCAAGAAACCAUUCGAUGACAUAAAGGUAGAACACCAGCAUUCAAAGUCUGACUCAGAACGCCACAAUAAGCCAUAUAAUAGUAUGCAAGGACAUAAGAUUUCAGACCCAAGUGGUGCUAUUCCCAAAUCGCAAAGGCUGUCUGACCCUCAAGCUAGCAAGCUUCAAGCCCAGGAUGCACUGUUAAACUUCUACAAAACCAAAAGCAUACGUACUGAUAGUAUGAGUAGUUUGAUUUCUCCACGAUCAACAUCAAUAUCUGGUAGCUCUCACCAAGGAAGCCUCUCAGACCAAGUAACAUCUCCUGUUGGAAUAACACACUCCAGGUCAUCAAGCAUGAGCUCAACCAGACAAUCUUAUAAUCAGUCAGGUCAGUUUUCAUCAUCAAGCUCAACAUCAUCUUUGUCACCAAUUCCAAAGCCUCCAUCUCCAAACACAGCAGGAAAAGGGAGUGGUGUAACAAUCCCAACUUACAUACAGCGAGCAUUUUCUUAUGAUGUGACCAAGGGACGGGUAUCAAUGGGCAGUUACAUUCAAAAUAAUGAGGAUCGUGCGUCUAUUCGACGAACAAACUCUUUGCUGCUACAGCCCCCUGUAAAAGUAAAACCAUUGGAUCAAAUUACAAAUAUACAGCAUGGAAUUGACAGUACAGAAAAUCUUAGAAACAGACCUCACCAAGCAGACAGUAAGAGUGGUUUCCCAUUCCGGGUGGAGGAACCUUCAGACUGGAGUGGGGUCCACUAUCAACCUCAAGGAAAUAAACAAGGAAUAUUAGAGAAGAAUGAGACAUCACACCAGACUAUUCUAGAAAUGGAAGAAGAGGUUCAUGAAACUCAAGCUAAACUGAGCAAAAGCCUGUCUUCUCCAGUCUUUAAAUUUCCAAAUACUGAUGUUUUAAGUCCGAAUAUCAUUCAUUCAACUGUCCGUCGUGAAGAAGAUUCUGACGGUUCUACUCGCAGUAGUGAUACGCCUGACAUAAUAGCUGGUACUGAACAGAAGGAUUCCCGAUUCAGACCGGACAUUGACAAGUCCCGUUUUAACACAGCUGAUAGCUUUAUACUACCAUCUCCACCAGCGACACCUAUUGACACCGAUGUGCCUUUUGAAGAUCUUCCUCCACCCCCACCAGAAGUAUUGGAAGACCAGUCGCACAUAUCAGAUACAGCGCUUCCUCUGCCACCACGAGAAAAUGCAAUAAACCAACUGAACAUUCUGGGCUCAGAAUGUAAACCAUCCACAGAAAAAUUUGUGGAACAGUCGAAUAACAAACUACAAAGACCAAUGACACUGUUCUUGCUGACUUGUACAAGAUCUAGUUCAGAAAUUGUUGUCAAUAGUCACAGAUUGAAUCGAUCAUCAGAAGAUGGCAGUGAUUGCAAAAUAUCUCCUUCAAUCACACCAUCAUUGUCUCCUACAUCAGAUGUCAGCCUUUCACCGUCAGUAGCUUACGAAUGCACAACAGGUGUUAAUCUCAACAAAACUCUUUCACCAAGUAAUGAUUUCAUCACUCAUCCGCCAGUAGAUACCAAUAUUGAUGUUAACAGGAAAUCCACAAGAACAAGUCCAUCAGAUCACCGUCAGACUUCACUCCAAAGGUGGAAAAAUCGGCGUACAUCUAAAACCGAUAAACAUUCAGAAGAACUUAAAAAUACAAUUCUUAGUUCAUGUAGUAAUUCAGAGUUAAUACGUUUACUGUCGACGGAAGUUAGUGCAGAACCGUACAUUAUGGAAAUAUUCCCGGACAUGUCCAACGGUUGUAACAAGAAUUAUGGGAAAAAGUCACCAUUGAAAAUCACGGACACGACUGAAGAUAGCCAAGGAUCACCAGAAAGGGUACCUUUGUCCCCAAUUUCUACGUUGUCUCCAACUUCACAGUAUUACGUCUCCACAUCCAAAGCUCUACUAAUAAAGAAAGCAUCAGAAGAGAUGGAAGGAAACUCAGAAGAAAUAAACACUCACGAACUUAACAAGAAAAAGGAGGAACUUAUUAAUAGUAUAAGCAAGAAAUUAGAAGGACUGAAAUUAGAAUUACAAGAACUUGAGGAAGAUAAGAAGAAAAAUGAUGAACUUGGAGAUGAAAUAACAGAAGUUGUGAAGAAAGUGUGUGAGCGAAGGGAGAUACGUAAGUACAACCAGUAUAUUGAGGAGCAGAGCAAGAUUAUUGACCUGCUGUUGUCGUUGUCUGGGAGGUUAGCCAGAGCUAAUAAUGCUUUAAAAGCUGCCGAAGCUGAAGGAGAUGAGGAACAAAAGACGAGUCUACAGCAGUUGUUAACAAAACUGAAUCGACAGUACGGUGAUGCUAAGACAUUGAAAGAUUCAGUGGAGAAAAAGAGUAAAACUGUUUCUGGAUUUCUGAAAACGAACUUAAACUCAGAACAAUACCAAGACUAUGAGUACUUUAUUGAAACAAAAUCACACUUAACCUGGAUGUCGCGAGAAUUUAACGACAAAAUCAAACUAGGGGAGGAACAGUUGCAGGCAUUGCGCGGUAGUAUGCUGCGCAGUGAAAAAUCAGAAAAGGUGUUAUAAUGCUGACUGGGAAUCGCUUUCACGCAGAUAAACCAUGUCCAAGAUGGCAUGUCAACUUUGUCUUUCAGUUUUUUGGAGGCUGGAGGAUGGCAUGUCAUGUCUGUCUGUUUUGUAGUGGUCAGAGGAUGGCAUUUCACCUUUGUCUUUAUUUGUGGAGGCAAGAAGAUGACAAGUCACCUCUGUCUUUAAUUUGUGGACGCAAGAAGAUGACAUGUCACCUCUCUCUUUCAUUUGUGGAGGCAAGAGGAUGGUAUGUCACCUUCGUCUUUCAUUUGUGGAGG
This is a messenger RNA of Anneissia japonica, 5921 nucleotides long. RefSeq names its product protein Shroom2-like. Bases 502 to 5640 code for a protein of 1712 amino acids. Gene Ontology annotation, biological process: actin filament organization. Gene Ontology annotation, molecular function: actin filament binding. The transcript has 11 exons. NCBI's taxonomy places the organism in Eukaryota, Metazoa, Echinodermata, Crinoidea, Comatulida, Comatulidae. Gene Ontology annotation, cellular component: apical junction complex; adherens junction; cortical actin cytoskeleton. The record is from RefSeq and is a predicted model, not a curated record.